Molecule: messenger RNA, 2054 nt
Organism: Lepisosteus oculatus (spotted gar)
Lineage: Eukaryota; Metazoa; Chordata; Actinopteri; Semionotiformes; Lepisosteidae
Product: immunoglobulin superfamily member 6
Source: RefSeq, a predicted model, not a curated record
UCAUGACAUCACCUCUGGCUCUCCUUCAGUCAAGUGGGAAAAACUGCUGCCGUCUGUAGUGCCGUUACGCAAGAUACUUCUCUUUUUUUAUGAGCUAAUAAUGGUUUCACAACCACACGGUCAUUUUUAUAGCACAAUUAACCUCCCUGGUGUGACCAAAAAUCUACACUUUCUAUCGCAUGUGAAACCAUGUUUGGUUUGCGGAGUCAUUUAGGAUUUACGAAGACCCUGACAAGUUGGUCUCUUACACAAGACAACGCCGCAGGAUCCUCUGGGCCAGAUUUUCUUCCAUAAGGAUCGGUUUGUUAGAUAGAUAGAUCAUACUUUAUUAAUCCCGUAGGGAAAUUGCGAGAUUCAUGCCGAAGUUGUUAACAUGGGCCCGGCCGUUUGGUUGAGUUUGGCGAUUGACUACACAAUUUUUCCAAAAAGUACCAAAUUUCCUUCUGGCUCGCUCUUGCUACGCAAUAUUGGAAAACAAUACGGUGAGCGCAAUACUCUAAUAUGCUCACGUGACAUGUAACAGAGGCUUCUACUGACCCAAUCCGUUUGCAAUGGGAAACUGCUCUCACCACAAUGCAAAAAAAAAAUAAAAUGCAGCUCUCUUCUGAUUUCACUUCCCUUUUCAGUCCUUCUGCACCGAGCUCCUGACAGCCAACUUGAGUUUCAGCACAGUCAGUGAGGUGACAAAGCCUCACCCCAGUCUACUCGCUAUAAAGCUGGACAGGAGCACAGAGAAGGCCAGAUGGAACUUGAAGCAGCUGAUCCACGAUGACCGAGAUGUUCUGUAAGGACCGAACCUGAGGAGUUUCCUUCUUAUUAAGAGCUGCGGACAUUGUACAAUAACUGAUAAUGGCGAGAGUUUCCAGCAACUCGCUGGACAGACUGUGCAUCGCGGGACUCCUCCUGGCUCUGUCCAUUGUACAAGAAGCCUGCCCCGCCGACGGGUGCUCCGUGCAGGUCUCCCAGCCGGGGGAGAUGUCUGUGGUGGAGGACACCUCCUCCGUCACCAUCCCCUGCGCCGUCACCGCCCCCGGCUGCCCUGGGCACCGGUCCGUCUACUGGUUCGUGUUCCGGGCGAGCUCCCACGAGCAGCUGCAGCUCCAUACCCAUGGCAAGUACGCCCCGCAAGGGGACUCCCUGGACAUCAGCCCCGUCCACGCGAACGACAGCGGGGUGUACUACUGCGGCAUCGCCUUCUCGGGAUCAACAGCACCUGGAGCCAGGAGUACUGGGAAAGGGACCGUCCUGCUCGUGAGAGGUAGACUCCACGUCGCCAAUCCGCAGGGGAAGGCGCUGCUGUCCACGGUCAUCGUGCUCCUGUUCCUCUACAACCUUGCGAUCAUCAUCCUGCUGAUCCACAAGAAGGGCGGGCGAAGCAAAAUUCUCUGCUGGCGGGCGAAGGACGACUCCUCUAGGAAGAAUAACUCCACCUGGAGGAACAACUUUCGUGCUGUGGUGCAGGAGAUGUACAGGGGGGGAGAGAUGCACAGGGACACCAAGGGUGCAAGCGAAGAAAAGCCCCCUCUGGCACAGCCUGAGGACUCUCAGACUCCCCCCAUUAUGGACGACAUUUAUCAGAACAUGUGAUACGCAACAUGACCGCCGGCUCACAUCAUGCAGGGACAGACCCUGACCCCCCCGACACACAGGCUGGAGUCCGGCAGCACUGACCUCAGACUGGAUAGAUCGGCGAUUUUUAAAUUUCGGUCUGCAUACCCUCAAGUAUCAAGAGCCCAAACGCCAGUGAAUGAAACACUCAGAGUGGUGCUGUUAUGUUGUAAAUCUGCUGCUGUUACACAACACAAGUAACAGAGGAGCGAAGGCCACUCUACCCAGGAAGCGGACAGGCCCUAAAAGGAGAGGAAGUGGCUGAGCACACGCUGGCGGUUCCAAGCUGUCCCCGCGGGAAGAGAGGGGCGCGGGCGCGCUGGAAGACGGCGGGGAGACGCGCAGAGCACCGAAAUGGACGGACCGAAGGAGACAAGAGGUGGCGCCGGCGAGGCAUGAUGGGAAACGGAGCGAGACGGCGAGGCCCGGCUCUCGUUCACUCGUUC